UCAUUCUUGUUGUAGUUGUUUUUGCUGUCUUCGUGACAAGUAUUAUGAUUGUGGAUAGCGGUUAUGAACAUUAUCUUCUUUCUAUUUCAUGUUUGCAGCAAUCAGUGACUUCAAAUGCUCUCUGCAGUUUCAACACCGAAACGAGGAAAAGAGACACAUCUGGAGGUUCAAAAAGAUGCUAGUAAGGACCCAUUCUUAAUGUCUUGUUGUAAAGUUGCAGAUGACAAAGCGGUCAGUGACGUCAAACGCUCUCUGCAGUUUCAAAACCUGAACGAUGAAAAGAGAUGUACAUCUGGAGGUGAUAAGAGGUGGUGGACGAGUUGCAACAUUGUGGUGGGUGAUUCCAGGUCCCUCAACACUGGUAAUAUGGUUCAAAAAGAUGCUAGCAAGGACCCAUUCGUAAUGGCUGGUCGUAAUGCUGGUUUGGCUAAAUGGAGUGGUGGUUUUGAUUGGUAUUGUUGGUCUGUGAGUUGCUCUUGCUGUCUUCUUGGUUGUUCUGAUCCGGUUAUGGAAGACAAGGGAGCAAGAACUUUUCAAUGCGUAGCAUUAGCAUAAACCUAUGAGGUUGACAAAAUCCCAACAAGCGAUGAGCUCUUAAAGUGGGUACUCCCAGGGGAUGACCUCUGUUUGUCAGCUAUAGUCGGUAUAAAGGAUAACCUCGAAACUGCUAAAGCUAUCGCACUGGAGAUGGAGAUCCACUGAACCUAAUCUCACUGAAGGAAAAGCUUUUCGAUUCUUAUCUGAUUCCGAGAGAGAAAAGAUAGCCGAUAAGAUAUCGGUAUUUAUCACCUAAUGCUACUUACCAAUUCUUAGUAUGUAAAAGUUCGAAUACUGAAUGUCAUGAUAAUUCUGUACAUUUCAAUAUUGUUACAAGAAACAACAUAAGGAGCAAGCCAAGGUUUUGGGGAGAUCAUCGCCCAAUGACAAACUUUUGCUUGUUCAUGCCCUUAAAAGUAGAGGCCAUGUCGUCGCGGCAGAUAUUGGCCUUGCUGUGUGAGAAAUUGAGAAUUCAAGGAACAUAAGUGGCUAAGGAGAGCUUGGAUAUCAUCACGUUUUGCUUUGUUAUAUCCACUUCAGUUGUUAAGCCGUAAUCGGUGAGCACAAACAGUCAACUGAACGAGGAGAUGAGAAACAUACAUCUGGAGGUUUGUACUCUCAGUGUUUUUUUUUAAACCAUUCCUAUAAUCUGCAUUAUGUUGUUUACACUUUAGAGGUGAGUACUGAGCAGGUGAUAAGAGGUGGUAGACGAGUUGAAAUUUCAACAUUAGUAAUCAGGUAGUGAUUGAUGCUACUCCCUUUGCUUAUUGUUUCUUGGUAUGUCAUAGUUGGUCUGCAACAUAUAUAGAUUAUGUUGUAUGAAAAAAGUUGUGUAGGUUCAAACGGAUGAGGUAUUAAUAUCUGGCCACUCGCUUGCCC
Tarenaya hassleriana is the source of this 1416-nucleotide messenger RNA. RefSeq lists its product as uncharacterized. The transcript has 11 exons. The record is from RefSeq and is a predicted model, not a curated record. Lineage: Eukaryota; Viridiplantae; Streptophyta; Magnoliopsida; Brassicales; Cleomaceae. Bases 115 to 555 code for a protein of 146 amino acids.